Zea mays is the source of this 1042-nucleotide messenger RNA. RefSeq lists its product as uncharacterized. The coding region runs from base 510 to 839 and encodes 109 amino acids. The record is from RefSeq and is a predicted model, not a curated record. NCBI's taxonomy places the organism in Eukaryota, Viridiplantae, Streptophyta, Magnoliopsida, Poales, Poaceae. The transcript is spliced from 6 exons.
CCGUGGCCCGUGGGCUGGCCAAGCAAACGGACAAAAGCCCCGCCGCCCCGCGCUUUCUCCGGUUCCUUCUCUCCCCUGAGACCACCAACGCCGGGGCCGGAAAAAAGGGAAGCCAGAGCACAGAGCCAGACCUGGCGGCGCUGGACAUCCAAAAACGCCGCCAAGGAUCCUUCUCUCUCUCUCUCUCUCUCUCUUCGCGUCCAUCGACCUGACCGCGGAGGCGCGUGCUUCUUCUUCCCGCUCUCCACGAAGUACUGCGGCGGUCAGAAUUACAGCUAAAUGUUGUAGACGGGCAACUGUGCUUCCAAACUUGAAAUCUGACGGCAGGACAGGCAAGUGCAGUGUCAUGAAGAUUGAGGGAAACUUGCAUGUUUGAUAUACCCAGCUGCUUUCUGUAACGAAAAACUCGUGAUCAUUUUGUUGAAUUGGUCACUGUCAGGGAGGGAUCUACUUGUCAGUUUUUGGUAUUAAGGCUGCUGGCCUUCCCUUGCAGGGUAUCUGUAGAAUAAAUGGGAGAAGCACACUCGGAUGAAUUUUGCCAUUGCCAGGGGUGUGCUGGCAAGUAUGCACUACUCAGAGACGAAGAAAACCCACGAUUGGCAAUCUUUGAGAGGCGGCUGCCUUGCUGUGGUUGUGGGAUAGGAUGGUCUACUUUUCUUUUAGGUUUCUUGUGUCCUUUGAUUUGGUACUUUGCAGCCAUACUUUACUGCUGCAAGUACUACAACAAGGAUCCUCGAGAGCGCCCUGGUCUAGCUGCAUCAGCUGUUGCGGCUCUCAUCUUCACAGUUCUGGCAAUUAUCGCUCUCUCUGUGGCACUGAUAAUCUGUGUAUACAAGUAGUACCCAAAGCGAGGAAAACGCGGUCGCUGGACCUGGAAUUCAGAAGAAACUUGUAAUUUGAGUGAUAGUAGCAUGCCUUUGCAGUCAUCCUACAUGCAUCAGUAUCACUAUAGCAAGUUGUUGAAUUAAAUGCUGCUACCGUCCCGGUUGACCAGUCGGCUGCCGUUGUUUAUCAACGAGGAUGUUCAUUGCUCUAUCUCAAA